GUGAAGUCUCAGUCCCUCACAUGACAGCGCUGUUAUUUCUAAGGCAGCAGCAGCAGCAGCAUCACAGCUGGACCUGCGCACUGCCUCUCCGCUCAGCUUCAGAGCUCAGAAGCGCAUCUCAGAGGAGAGAUGGAGGCAAAGCCAGCUAUGCGUUUAGGGACUGUUUUCUGUGGAUUCAGUUCAAUAUUUGUACCCGUUGUUUGUUAUUCGUGCCGUCGCUUUCAAUGCUGGAGGAAUCAUCAUUAGACCAAUUAGAUGAAUCGUCAUCUAAUGAUCAGCGGAGGAAUAUGUCGUUUUUGUCUCGCUUUUGUAAGAGGAGACUGGAAACUGACAGGAUGCUCUGAAAGCUGCUGUAAGAACUGCAUGAUACUGAACGCUUGUGGAAGCUGGUGAAGUGGAGAAGAGAAAUAAGCACAAAAAAGUAAAUUCAGUCUCUGUUUUAAAGAUGUAUUCUAACAGAUACUAAGAGACUAGAUUAUGUUAGAUUUAUAUUACAUUAAGUACUUAUUAACACCCCUUCCUUUAUGUACUUGUGUUAAAAUAACCUAACUGAGAUGGAUUGGUGAUCCUGCGUCUAGGGCAGCUUCAUAACUUAGCCAUGAUGAAGUCCAUCUUCUAUAGUCGCUUUUUCAUUCUGCUUCCGUGGGUGUUGAUCGUCAUCAUCGUGAUAGACAUCGACACGAAGAGGUCCUCCGUGCGCAACACGGCGCACUCGUACCUGUCCCGGCUGAGCAGCGCGCCGCGGCGGGAUGCAGUUGUCCAUGCGCUCAAUCGCACCGCGCCGCCAUCGCCACUCAUCUACGCCAUCACACCGACGUACAGCCGCGCCGUGCAGAAAGCCGAGCUCACGCGCUUGGCCAACACGUUCCGCCAGGUCCCGCACUUCCACUGGAUUGUGGUUGAGGAUUCGACAAGUCGCACUGAGCUCGUGUCGCGCUUCUUAGCGCGCGCCCGCGUCCCGUACACGCACCUGCACGUACUCACUCCGCGCCGCUUUAAACGGUCCGGGAUGCCGCGCGCAACAGAGCAGAGGAACGCCGCGCUCUCGUGGCUCCGUGCGCACCGCACAGCCACAGACUCCGGAGUGGUUUUCUUCGCCGACGAUGAUAACACUUACAGCCUGGAGCUUUUUGAAGAGAUGCGUUCAACUAAAGGAGUAUCUGUAUGGCCAGUGGGACUUGUAGGGGGUCGCAGGUAUGAGCGCCCCAUUGUAGAAAAGGGCAAAGUGGUGGGCUGGUACACAGGCUGGAAGGCUGACCGACCUUUUGCAAUCGACAUGGCAGGCUUUGCCGUGAACCUCCAGGUGAUCCUAGCUAACCCACGAGCUCUGUUUAAGAGGAGAGGAGCCAAGCCAGGCAUGCAGGAGUCUGACUUCCUUAAACAAAUAACCAGGCUGGAGGAUCUGGAGCCAAAAGCUCGCAACUGCACACAGGUCCUGGUUUGGCACACCCGCACAGAGAAGGUCAACCUGGGCAACGAACCCAAGCGACAUCAGGACUCUGUUCUGAUUGAGGUCUAGUGGACAGGACUGGUGUGGGAAGCAGUGUCAUAAUAUAUUGCACCAAAUAGCCAUGAUCCCUGGUACUUUCCCAAUUUGUGUCAACCUCUGGACUGCUAACCUGCUGAUUCAUGCUGGAAGCUGUAUGAACUCUGAUGUCUAUGUCACCUAACUCAACACUCUGGACCAUCCAAUUUUGUGACCUUAUUUCUGGCUGUAUAAAUUGGCUGGGUCUCACUUUGUUAAUAAGAAUACCCCAUCACACUGAGGAAGCAUACUGGGUUAUUAUUAAAGAACGUUUAAACCUGUAUCAUGCGGCACAGCUGUCUUCACUGGCUGCUAAUAGAAACUUUUACCUUAAGGCUGAAAAGAAAAUCUGGAGUGUCAACAUCUGAUGAAAUCAUCAUGAUAAUUCACUGUCUUUUAGAACCCGGAGCACUUAAUAUAAACUUGGGACCAGUUGGAGAACACUAGGUCUAUGAAGCAGGAAGCAUCUGAAGAAGAUGCCAGUUUUUGGAGA
Molecule: messenger RNA, 2018 nt
Organism: Tachysurus vachellii
Lineage: Eukaryota; Metazoa; Chordata; Actinopteri; Siluriformes; Bagridae
Gene: b3gat2
Product: beta-1,3-glucuronyltransferase 2 (glucuronosyltransferase S)
Exons: 4
Coding region: 599-1519 (306 amino acids)
Biological process (GO): chondroitin sulfate proteoglycan biosynthetic process; carbohydrate metabolic process
Cellular component (GO): Golgi membrane
Molecular function (GO): galactosylgalactosylxylosylprotein 3-beta-glucuronosyltransferase activity
Source: RefSeq, a predicted model, not a curated record